AAAUCCCGGGGUUUGGAUGCAGGAACGGAGAUUGUUCCCAGAGCUGCUCUAACCUCAGCUGCCCCGGCGAGAUGUUGCUUUAAUGCACCAGCGCUACCUUUGUGUGUUGCGACUGUGCCUUUGCGGGGCAGUGGGUGGGUUGCUGCUGGGGACGAGGGCACCUUAAGGUGUCGGCACCUGCUGAUCUGCCGGGGGCGGAACCCUUGCCUCUCUCCACCCGCCCCCCCUUCUCCUUGCCUGGGAUUCUCUGCCAGCCACUUCCUGAGAAAGCGGCAGCCCAGGAGCCUGGAGGACCAGAAUGAUGACUUGAGCGGCGCUCUUCCAUCAUUCCAGCAAAACCUUCCUGCCGGGGGCUGGAUCCACCAGGCGGCUGCGCUGCUGCAUCCCUGAAUGGAGAGGAGAGCCGGCUCCUUCCAAGAGAUUCGGGAUGAAACUUUGCCCAGUAAAAAACUGAAAACAGUCCACCAAGUUGAUUUCUGAACAUCUUUCAUACGAAGGCAAAUAUUUGGAUGCGUCAUGUCUUUCCACUACAAUAACGAAGCCUUUGAAAACCCAGACUAUCACCACUCUGAAACGCUAGAGAUUGACAGAAUAAGACCCUAUCAGAGGAGCACUUCUUUUCAUUUUAAUCCUUACGGCGCCUCUCCCUAUGAAUCCGAUGUUGAUUACGACAACGCGGAAGAACGAGGACGGAGCUCGUUUGUGCUGAUGCCUAUGAGCUCAAUGCGGACUCCAUCUGAUGACGAUGAAUACAGGCGGACAGAUUUUGUGCCCGAGAUGUCCAGUGCAAAUCCAUAUGGAAACUCUCAUAUUAAUCCUUCAUUUGAGUAUGAACCAGAAUUAACACAGAGGUCGCCUGCUGCUAAUAAUCUAUUGAAUGAUCCUUAUGCACAUAGACUGGGUGAUAUGCCUGAUGGAGUUCACUUAACCCAGAGACGUCACCGGCAAGAAGUUGAUAUGGUCUUCAUGACACCGUCUAGUCUGUUUCGAUCAGACCCAGGAUAUGAAGAGACCAAGAAAAAGGAUGGUAAAUUGCGGACUUGCUUACCUUGCUCUAGGAUGCUCUUGCGAGAUCUCAUGGGAACUCAGAUGGUCCCGGAUAGCGUUCUUAUGGAGAAAACCAGGAAGUCCCACAGGCAGAUAAACUGUUGCUCACAGUGCUUCUACAACACAGCUUUGUCCUUUCGACAGUUUAAAAACGGCUUGUCAGACUGCUUUCAGCUCCUCAAACUGUGGCAGAAGAUUCUAAAAGACAUUGGCGGAAAGUUUGGGACCAGCGUUGGUUCCUAUUUUGUGUUCCUGACGUGGCUGCUGACGUUCAAUGUUUUUUCGUUCCUUGUGAACUUCAGUUUUAUUGCGAUCCCUCAGCUCAUAGCAGCGAGAGCAAAUAACCUAUCAUUCCUGGGGCUGGAGUUUUUCACUGGAGCUGGUUAUUUUAGCGAUACUGUGCUCUAUUACGGUUUUUACACCAAUACUACCAUCACUGAAAACGAGAACAACUCUCCGUAUUACAUGCAGCUGGCCUAUAUUUUCACCAUAGGAAUCUAUUUUAUUAUCUGCUUCUUAAGCCUACUCUACAGCAUGGCAAAGUCCUUCCGCAACAACUUUGCUCAUCCCCAGAUGUACGCUGGAAAUGCUGCCAAACUUCUCUGUGUCUGGGACUUCAGUAUAACUAAUGAGAAAGCUGUGAAGCUGCAGCAGAGGAAUCUCAGCACUCAGAUAAAGGAGACCUUGUCGGUAGUGAAUACUGAAAAUCUGAAGCUUUCUCAUCGCCAGAAAAUUAACCGGCUCUUCAUUCACCUGGCGGCCUGGGUUGUGUCGCUGUUAGCGACAGCUGGUUCAUGCGCUGGCAUUUACUACUUCUGCCUCGUUAACUUAAAUUUACUUCUUGACGAGAGUAAAAAUGAGCUGCAAAGGGAAGCUGCUACCCUGGUGUUGCCCAUUGUGGUGAGCCUACUCAACCAUGGUGUACCUUUCUUCUACUCCUCCUUUGGCUUUGUUGAAAAAUUCACUUCUCCCCGAAACCAGAUCUACACUGCUAUUGUCAGGAACGUUAUUCUGAAAAUAUCAAUCGUUGGGAUCCUGUGCUACUACUGGCUUAACGAAGUGCCUAGGUCACAGGCAGAGUGCUGGGAAACUCUGGUUGGCCAAGAUAUCUACAGGCUGCUUGUAGCUGAAUUCAUUUGCUGCUUACUAGGAUCUUUUUUCGGAGAAUUUCUGCGGAGAAUCAUUGGGACCAAGUGCUGCAAGAAACUUGGCGUGCCAGAAUUUGACAUUGCUCGAAAUGUUUUGGAUUUAAUCUAUGCACAGACUUUGACAUGGAUUGGUAUCUUCUACUCACCUCUACUUCCAGCAAUUCAGAUGAUAUCAUAUUUCAUAAUCUUCUGGGUGAAAAAGGUGAGUCUGAUGAGGAACUGCCAGCCCCCUCGCAAAGCUUGGAGAGCUUCUCAGAUGAACACCCUCUUUGUUUUCCUGCUCUUUUUCCCAUCUUUCACUGGAGUCCUCUCUGUCAUAGCAGUCACCGUCUGGAGGUUGGAGCCUUCUAAGACAUGUGGCCCUUUCCGUGGUUUGGUGACUAUCUUCGAGUCUGUUUCCAGCUGGAUGGGAAUACUCGCCAGUUAUCCCAGUUCGAGAUGGGUUGUGUGGAUUUAUCACAACUUAAUUGAAAGCGUGCAUUUCUUCUUCAUCCUCUCCAUCAUUGUUUUAAUAAUCACAUACCUCUACUGGCAAAUAAUAGAUGGCCGUAAAAUAAUGGUUAAACUUCUGCAAGAGCAGAUCAUCAAUGAAGGGAAAGAUAAAAUGUUCCUGCUGAAGAAAUUACGUGCGCUGCAGGCAUCUAAACUUCAAAAUCGGGGAGAGCAGCCACAGAGGAGUUCAUCUGUGCACCAGUCAACUAGACAGCAGGUGCCUCCACCAUUGCCUAACUCCACUGAAAGCUCUGCAGCAACAGAGGAACGAGACUCUUACUUUGAGCUUGCAAGACCUCAGAUGACCAGCUUCUCUCGUGUUCAUGAGAGUAACCAUCCAGCCAAGAAUGCUACAGCUUCUGAAGCUCUGGCUCUGGCUUUGAGAGCCAGGCAAGAGGCUGAAUGGGAAAUAGGAGAUGAUGAAAGUUCCUGAAAGUGGAGGAGUGCAAAAUGGACAGAGAAGCACUCUUGAGAAUUUUGCUAUUUGCACUACUGAGGCCUUAGAAGGAACUGUCUGCACUUUUGAAAAUUGACAAAUGAAGAAUGGUGUCGAAAAACCAAGGCUUUUUGCAUCAAAAAUUGUAUUUUUUCACUGGUUGCAAUUUUGCUUUAUUGUAAUUUUUUUGAAAAUAUUGUGAAACAUAAUUAAAACAGGAUGCAGCUCAUCAGUGGAGUCCAGGACAGGAUUGACUACAUAUGGAAAGAUGUGAGAUUAAACACCUUUUUCAUGGAACUUUCUUACUGGAUUAGUGUAAAUUAUUCUGAUAAAUAACUGCCAAGUACAGGUCUGUGAAUAUUUGUUGUAAUAUUUAUGAAAUGCUUUAUUUUUGCUGUGUUGUUCAGAGCAUUUUUUUACAGAGAUUAGAGGCAUUUAUAAAGAAUGAUAAUGAGAGCUCUGUUUGUUUUUUAAUUAACAUGCAUUGUGUAACCACUGUGAAAUGUUAAAUCUGGUUACAUAUAUCUUACUUCAUCUCUGUGCAGUUCCAACCUUUUUUGGAAAACAAUGGCUACAUAACCAGCAAAAAAAAAAGUUGUAAGUUUGGAAAACAGAAACCU
Zootoca vivipara (common lizard) is the source of this 3743-nucleotide messenger RNA. NCBI's taxonomy places the organism in Eukaryota, Metazoa, Chordata, Lepidosauria, Squamata, Lacertidae. The record is from RefSeq and is a predicted model, not a curated record.